Ctenocephalides felis (cat flea) is the source of this 390-nucleotide messenger RNA. Its product is annotated as serine/threonine-protein kinase CBK1-like. The record is from RefSeq and is a predicted model, not a curated record. Bases 1 to 390 code for a protein of 129 amino acids. The transcript is spliced from 2 exons. Lineage: Eukaryota; Metazoa; Arthropoda; Insecta; Siphonaptera; Pulicidae.
AUGAAUUCAAGUACAUCUCCCCACCAGCACUCUCCUUUCCCUUCAUAUGGUGAAAUACACCAGCAGCAGAUGAGCCCCGGCAGCAAUUCUCAACAAAUGCUGCCUUCGGGGGGCAACGGAAACGGCCAGCAGCAGCAAAUGGUUGGCAAUCAGCAGAUGGGCGGCGGUGCUGGUGCAAAUCAGCAGCAGAUGAUGACGGGCGCGGGCGGCGCUGGUUCUAAUCAGCAGCAUUUGCAGCAGAUGUUCCAGUUUCAACAGCACGGGCAACAGUUGGCGGCACAGCAGCAGCAGCAGCAGCAACAGCAAAUGACGCAGGGCUAUGUUAAUGGAACGCCGACGCAAGUUUCAGCCAUGGGAAAGUUGUGUGGGCAGGAUGCGGUUAUCGGAUAG